UCAGCACCGCAGCGCAUUCGAGCAGCGCAUUCGCAAGCGAUGUGUGGUUACGCGCGGGGGGCGACUGUUCAGUGACCUUUGGCCUUGGGCCAGUUGAGUGGCGGCCGCCAAGUACACCGCACGAUGAUGAAGAGCGCACGAUACGGCUCCUCCUCCUCCGAUAAAGGAACACAAAAGCCCGCGGACAACAACGGCCGCCAGGAGAGGCGCUGUGUUUACUAGGAAGUGCGCGCAUCGCAGUGGCCGCCUUCCAUCUUACCGUAGUGGUGCCGCGAGUUGGGCGCGAGAAACAAAAGUACCCACUACGGGUGGCGGCGCAUGGCAUCAGCGCGGAGAUGAAGCGAGCCGCGCGGGCCCUCGCGCGGAGCGUCGGCUCGGAGGCCGUGUCGCUGGGAGCCACUGCGGCCGCCUUCCACCACAUCCCGGGCCCCAAGCCAUCGAUGCCUUUCAUCGGGACGAGCUGGCAGUACGCGAGAUGGGGUCGAUACAAUCUGUACCAACUUCAUGAAGCCAGCACUGACAAGUACCAUCGGUAUGGUGACCUCAUGAAAGAAGAGUACCAGUGGCAAAAACCAGUGGUUCACUCUUUCAACCCAGACGACUUCGAGGUCAUAUUUCAUAACCAGGGACGUUGGCCGGACCGACCGCCAAAUGAGUUUGUCUGCAAGUACCGCAACGAUCACCCUGACAAGUACAACAGUGUGGGGCUUUCCAACGCGCGUGGCCAAGAAUGGCACCGGCUACGCAUGGCACUUGCACCGGUGCUGCUUGAGAUGAGGAACAUAGCUGAGCUGGCAACUUGGCAAGAGGAAAUCUGUAAUGACUUUGCAGAGUAUGUGCGAUCGUUGAGAGACCCUGACACACUGGAAGUAGACUGUGUUCAGGACACCUUGUCUAGGCUCGCUCUGGAAUCAAUAUUUAGGCUGUGCCUGGAUACACGACUUGGUUGCCUACAGCCAUUGCGACAUGAACAAGGCGAAGCACAAACAGUGAUUGCUGUUGCUAGGCAACUGUUUUCUGCCUAUCAGCAGCUGUACUAUGGACUGCCUGUGUGGAAGUACGUGCCCACGCCCUCGUACCGGAGGUACACAAAGGCCGAGGAUGUCUUGUACAAAAUAACGCUGGACUACAUGCAGCAGUAUGCCAAACAUGCAUCGGAGGAUCGGAGCGACAAGAGCCUUCUUCAAGCGCUCCUCAGUUUGGAUGGGCUGUUGGAGAAGGAUAUUCACCUCACGAUAAUGGAUUUCAUUGUUGGUGGCGUUUUUACGACUAGCAUCGCCUUGUGCUUUCUUCUGCACCACUUGGCCUCCAAUCAAGAUGUGCAGGAAAAGCUCUACACUGAGCUCAAGUCUGGCAACAUCAGUAGCUGCUCCUACCUUCGUGCAUGCAUAAAGGAAAGCUUUCGGUUAAGCCCAACGGUGCCUGGUGUAAUGCGAGUCCUGCCCGAGGAUGUGGUGCUCUCUGGGUACAGGGUGCCUGCAGGAGUUCCAGUGUUUGCCAAUUCACUGGUGACCUGUCGCCUGGAGAAGUACUUUCCGCAGCCGGAACAGUUCCGGCCUGAACGUUGGCUCCGGGAAGCACGGGGCCUCAUCCACCCAUUCAGUCUGCUGCCUUUCGGCCAUGGUGCCCGCAUGUGCGUGGGCAGGCGUUUUGCAGAGCUUGAGCUCAUGACUACAGCUGCCAAGAUGGUCCAGAAUUUCAUCAUUGAGCCCUGCACACAACGCAUCAACACUACAUAUGUGUUUGUAGUGGUGCCAAGCCACCCCGUGAGACUCCGGUUCAUCGAUCGCAACUGAUCUCAAUGCAUGACAGCAAGGUGCCCUCUCGAGCAUAUUUCAUUAACCAUGUCACAAAUUUGUGCAUAAUAUAGCACUCUUUAUUUGGUGCCACUCACCUUGUAUUUUCAGUGGUGGUCCGACUGUGCUGUCAUUUCCUUUUUGCUAAAGUUCUCCUUGUCUGCAUCCGAGUGCUCCAUCUACACCAAAGUUCUCGGUUUGGCACCAGACUCAUUUUCGUCCUCUUUUCUCCAAUACACUUACAGUCGGGAUUAGCCUAACCGAAGCAUAUUCUUCACACCGAUGCAGUGUCAGACACACACACGUUCAUUUAUUGAGAGAAAAAAAAAGAGAUGUUGCAUGUAAAUCACGUGGAAUUACAGUAAAAUCUUGGUGAUAAGAAUGUUGUGGGGUCACGUGAAAUAUUGGCAUCACCCAAAAUUCUUGUCAUCGAAACGAACAUAAAAUCAAGAAAAAUAUAUUUAUUCGUGACAGAUAAUACCUGCUGAGAAUUGUUCAUUCGGCUCGAUUGGGGGGACCAAUCAGAGGUUGCUCAGCCUCAUGACGUAGCUGGUUGCUUGGCGACUAUGGACCCUGCCCUAAUUGCACUGUGCUCGUCGCUCCUGGUUGCUCUGCGGGCUUGGCCGCUGUGGCUCGCACAUUUGUAAGGUCUGCAGUGGCGUGGAAAGGCAUUCAGAACAGCCCUUCUUUUCUGUAUUGUAAGCGAUGCAUUUCAGCCAGAGAAUAUUACCAAUUCACAUCACACCGAAAUCCAUACCAGCCUUGAUCAAGUGACCAGGGUUUUACUGUAUUAUUCGUAAUGCUAUAAGCCAUAAUGCAGUGAUUUCACUCCUGCACCAACCUGAUAAAAUCAACGUAAAUUGCGCUAAACUGCACCAGAGUCUCUGGUUUGGGGAUGUCGGUCACCAGCAAUCGCACCACCGGCACGUCAAAACAUGUGCAGCCUGAUCUUGGGGCCGCCAAAGUCACAACCACAGACCAAGAAUUAUUCCGCUGAAUAAACAGUGCUCGCGCGUGCGUCCCGAUCCAUGACGCCAUGUUCGGUGCCGACGCACCUUCUGCUGUGAAAGUUGGCUCGACGGCAAAAUGGAUCCUCCGCAGAGGCUUGUGACGCCUAGGCCAUUCGGUAGCGAGAAAGUGUUUGGACGAUUGAUCGGCGCACGUCUUCUGUUCCAGAAACGCUUCUGAUAACUCGUUUCAGAAGUCACACAGCACGUAAUUAAAGCAAUGCUCAGCUACGCGUGUGCCGCUAGAAUGUAGGUCUCUUCUGUUUCUGGACAUUGCGGAAUGAAAUCUAGGAAACUUGCAGUAGCUAUAUGGAGCAAUAUAAAGAUUUUUCCGCGCUUCACGUCCAUGGAAGGGCAUGUGAACGAUGGACACGCGUUGACACUUUUCCUCAAAUAUGCUUUAUCCGUGGGUCUUCAUCCAGAAGAGCUUUUUUUGUAAUUUUCUUCCACCAGCACAUACGGGUUUGUAAUCGCUCUUGCGGUAAAUGCCCCCUAAAAGGCCCUGCCCUUUUUAGCUCGUGAGUGUUAGGACCCCAAUUCGAAUGUUUUGAUUUUUUUAUGUCAUCUCAUUAAUAAAAGUAUGCUUCCUAGUUGGAGCAGCCACAAUUCUGUUUUAAUAUGCGCAGCGGUCAGUAGCGGGCCCAUCGCUGGCGGCCCUGGCGUCGGAAGGCCUGACGUGAAGCGGCUACGCUAUGUUACACGUCCGCCUCUCGCUUUCCAGUGUCAAUAGCUGAUGGUUAAAAAACUCAGUUUUGCUUAAAGGCGAAGCAGUGAAUGCGAUAGCACAAAUUGUAUUGUUAUGUGAAGUAAGGUUAGCAGCUAACUCCUUUGGAUCCGAUCUCGCGUAACUCAACAAAAAGCUGAUUUAAGGGAAUACGGCCGCUUCCGGGACUGAAGUGGUUUUUCUGGUUUCAGUUCUCUAUACGCAAAUUAAGUGUGCGAGCACAGCAAGUUUUCGAACAAUCUCCUGUCGAGAUAGCACGAGCGCCAUCGACCGCCCCCUUCGAGCUACGCCGCACCAACCCUCCCCUCUCCACUGCCGUCCCUUCAUGCUCCUUACGAGAGACGGGCAGGGUGUUUCCUCUCUGCUUGAUGAGCAGUCGACGGCAGGCCUCGUGCGCAGUAUGAUGUUAUUGCAUGUGCCUUCCUUGCGACGGAGGCGGCCGACUCGUUUCAUCUCCGCUUCAGCCACGUUCGUCGCCAGCGCUCGCGAGCUUUUACUCGCGGGUAGAACAUACGAUGCGCGGGGUGAUGUUAUCAAUUUGGACUUGAAAUGAAAAUGAGGACGACGGCGAUGCCAAAAACAGAUUAUCCAUAUUGCUAUCACAUUAAAAAGAAAAAUAAUUAUGGCAGCUUCGCACUAGUGGUGAAGAAAAAGUGGAGCUGAGUGGCCUUCCCUGUUUCUCUUUAUUUCUGUUUCUUGCAUUUUGUUUCAUCGGUUUCUCUUUCGUGCAUUUUCUAUCUUUCUUUCUCUUUCUGCUUUUUUAUUUCUCUGUUUCAGUUUUGCUCUUUGUUUUUUCUAUCUCUUUUCGUGUCUAGUUUCUUUCUAUCUUUCAGUGUCUUUUUCGGUC
This is a messenger RNA of Rhipicephalus sanguineus (brown dog tick), 4374 nucleotides long. Its product is annotated as ecdysone 20-monooxygenase. The coding region runs from base 336 to 1796 and encodes 486 amino acids. NCBI's taxonomy places the organism in Eukaryota, Metazoa, Arthropoda, Arachnida, Ixodida, Ixodidae. The transcript is spliced from 9 exons. Gene Ontology annotation, molecular function: heme binding; monooxygenase activity; iron ion binding. The record is from RefSeq and is a predicted model, not a curated record.